AUGGACAGUCUCACCUCGCCGGGUGGCGAUUUCUCACAGAACUCUCGGUUGCCUGAAGAGGUCUUGCCCACGUCCUUUUCCUCCUCCCUGUCGAAGGCUUCGGGGACCAUGGCCAGCAAUACCGGUCCCACCGAGUUGUCGCCAGCGCCGACACCAGUACUGGUUGUGCGGAAGAAGAACUCCUACAAGGAUGCGCCCCGGCUGAUAACCUGUCCUGUGACUGGCUGCAAACAGAAAUUUCCAUGGCACAGCUCGUUAAAGCGUCACAUUCUUACGCAUACUCGUAAGUGAGCUCGCCCAGAUAUGCAUACCCGUGUACUGCUGGUUUUUUUUCGGAAUUAUAUAAAUGUAGCUGAAAGGUUGCCCUCACGGUUCUAAGGACGACAGGAGCUUGAAACUCCAUAGGUCAAAGGACUCCGGCCCAACAAAUCCUAUGACUAAAAGCCUGUCCGGUUGACUGGAAUAAGAGAAGACCGCCAAGGCUGUUAUGCCAGUUAACAGUGGCAAAUGUCGCGUGCUUCAUUUGAGCUAUAACCCACGAUCCUUCAGAUUUCGACAUUCAGGGAGUUGUAUCGGCUAUCUAAUUUACAAAUAGGCGGACAAUAAAGUCGCUUGAGUCUCUGUACUCCUACGCUUUUGUAAAGCAUGGUUUAUUACUGACAGCCGUUUUUGCGGUUAAAGAAAGAAGAAGGCGUUAAUUAUUGAUUCAGAUUGCACGCAGGUGUUAGGAGAGGAAUAAGCACGUAGUGUGCUAUAACUCACAAGUAAUUAGGACUUACGGUAAAUUAGACUAGGAGUGCUCCUUUUGAAUUCAACAAAAUGAUUGGCGAAGCGAUUUUAAAACACUGUUCUGCACGCACGGACAUAGUCAGCAGACGGUGUUAUUAAAUAGCACGAAUAGACGAGGAAAAAACGCUUCGGUUGUCGAGGCAAUCACUUUCCCGUUUUCAAAGGAGCAGCGGCCGUGUGCAAACGAUUUUAGGGAACUAAGAUGUUUCAUCGUAAAGAACACCUAUAAUCUCUCCCCCCCCCCCCAUUUUAAAUUGAGUUAAAGUUGAGUUUGCAGCUAGGGUUAUGGCUAGUGGUAGGUUUACUUGCAGGGUUAUGAGGGGGUUAGAAGUGCUUCGGAAGGAGGAUGCAUCCAAAUUCAGAAAAUUCGCCAAAUUUCAUUCUCGUUCUUUUCCACCCUUUUGCCCCUCUGUCCGAACUAAACUUUCUUUCAAAUAAUUGUUUACGGAGAAAGCACAAGAUGCUUGCCCAUCCGGCUUUGCUGUAACUCAAAAUAAUUAGGAAUUUUGUCACAUCAGACUGACUUACUUCUUGCAGCGGGAAAACCUGCCGCAUCGUUGCAUACUGCCAAAGAUCCCGAAGCAGACACUUGACAGACAAAUUCGAAGUCCCCGAACACACUUACACGCUUUUUAUGGUUUGUGGAUUAAGAGUAUUUUGAGCCAUGUUGUUGGAGGUUACUACUGAAUACAGAAAUCAAUUUUAAUAACUCAACCUUCCCUGUCUCUCAUGAAUAUUUCCCUGCCUUCCAUCAAAUCCCUUUCCAGCUCACAAGCCCUUCGCCUGCACCCGCUGUACUAAGUCCUUCUCCACAAAGUCCAAUCGUGAAAGGCACAUGGAACGGGUGCACCGGGUCAGCCUAAAACGCCAAAAGCAGAAGAAUCAACAGUUGUGGACCGGUGCUAGCGGAGGUAGUACCAACGGAACGGAGGAGACCGCAGAUGGCAACAUCAUUGAAAAUGAUGUUGAUGCCACACCAGCCUUUGCGACUGCGCAGCCUACAGCUGACGGACUCACCGAUGAGCUAAGGGAGGAGGAGAUCGCAUCCAUGAACAGCAACG
Molecule: messenger RNA, 1850 nt
Organism: Spirometra erinaceieuropaei
Lineage: Eukaryota; Metazoa; Platyhelminthes; Cestoda; Diphyllobothriidea; Diphyllobothriidae
Source: the annotation of a GenBank genome assembly